CCCCCGCCCCCCUAGUCAAUUAUGGUUCAGAGCGAUAUUGCCAUUUUUACCCAGGAUAAGAUUGCGAGACACUCACGGCAACCAUGAGCGGCGAAAGCCCGGAGUUCGUAGCGAAAGAGCAGCUGCAACAGCAGCAUCAAGAGGAACCACAACUCAACGAUGACAAUCUCCACGGAAUGUCCCCACCAGAGAACGAUACAACAACAAACCGCCCUCCUCCACAAUCAUCGCUGCCUCCAGCUGCGACGCAUAGGGGAGACACUGGUGAAAAUGAUGGUGUAUUGUAUCCAGAAGUUUUCAUGAAUAGAGCUCUGUACGAUCCUCCUCGCUGGGGUUGGACCGCAUUGGGUGGAAUAGCAGACGUCUUGUCUCCGCAUGAAGUACGUUCUUUUCGUUUUGAAAGAGACCCUUGGUUUGGAUUGAUUGGAUUGGCUCUUCUUGGAUUUAUUCUGAGUUUGAUAAGAGCGGCUUGGCUUCUCGCAUUCUGUAUUUGCUCGGGGAACAUCACUGUAUAAAGCAACGCGAUGAUGAUAAUGUCUUUUGCUCACGAUGGUUUUGCGUUCCCUCUCUGCUGCUCUUUUUGCUCUGUUUAGCGAUCACGGAGGUACAGUACAUGCAUGGCAUACAGAAAGAAAGCCCAGAAACUUAAACGCAUCCGGAAGGCCGCUGGUCCAAAUAUCACACACAGCAACAAUAGCAGUUGUAGUAGCAAUGGCAACGUCAAUAAUUCCAAAUCAGCAGCAGUUUCAACCUCACAGCUGAAAGAUCCCCCGCCUUUUCCGCCGUCAGAACCGGCGCAAGAGUCUUCAUCUACGUCUUUCUCUUCGAUAGCGGUCAAUAAAUUUACAUCCACAACAACUCCUGUAGCACCAAAGACUUCUCAAUCUUCAACUUCGGCGAAGGCGGCAUUGGUCGAAGCGAUAGGAGAACCUUCCCAUGAGGAAUGUAAGAAAGAGCACAAUUCAAUACAGUCGAAACCCCAAUCCAUUGCAACGACAGUGAUCACAACGGCAGUCGCAGCAACAUCAUCAGAAACAACAAARAUUGAAGAAGAAACUGCUAAUAAUGCGGUUGCAAAGAGAGAAGAACCACAUGCAUAUGCUGCCGGGACGAAAAACGAAAACAAAAAACAACAAUCUCUUGCGUCGUCCGAUCACAAAAAAGMCCUGCCGCGACAACAACCAAGAAUAGAUGCAGGGAUUCAGACUGUGGGGGUACCGACAAACAUAUUGGGGAUUGAAAUUCAGCGACAACAACAAAAUCCACUGCAGCAACAAGGCGUCUCGUCAGAGGGAAAUAACGAAGAUGCCACUAAUGACGCGGCUGUCACCGUCAACAAUACCCGACAGAGGAGAAGGUGUGGCAGGCCUCCGAAAGCAUCUAGGCGAUCGGGAGCCGGUAACGUUCACAAAAACAAAAUAUCCAAAUACAAGUGYCAGGUCCAGUCACUUGGGACAAUAUCGACACGAACUGAUGAUGACAAUGUCGAGGGUGUUCAUUCUGGUGAUAACGAAAUCAGCGGAACGGGUAUUGUUUUGGACAUGUUUGCAUAUCAUCAAGGGAGAGAGGGGAUGGAGGCACGAGAUGCCGACACGGGGGAAUUGUUGUUCACUCAACCAGUCACUGAUACCAAUCACGAUUUGGAUGCACCGAAGUCGGUUCUAACCAUAAGGAUAGAGUUUCCAUUGGAAGACGAGGAGGAUUCCGACGACGAGUGCAGCAGUAACAACAAAAACAACAGCAACAGCAACAAUGUUGCUACCAGCCACGACAACAAGGAGACAGACGGUAGGGAAGAUACCAUGAAAUCUCGGAAGAAGUUUGCGACCGAAGGUAAAGCAGGCUCACUUAGCAGCGCUCAAAUAAAAACAUCGAAUAUCGAAUCAGAGGUAACAGCGACGAUAAAGAAGAAAAAAACGAUCUACCAAGAAGAUGUAACAUGGGAUUUAUCUGACGCAAACACGCCAACGCCGCUUGCGUUCGCUAUAUCGAUCGGCAACAAUUUCGGUCUUUCCUUUGGACAAACAAUGGAUCUUGCGUCAACAAUAGACAGACAGAUCGAAAAACACGUUGCCGAAAACACUCAGUUUCGAGAACCAAUUGCUGUUAAGGCCAACAAAGAGUCCACUUUGAAAAUACGUAAACUUGGUCCAAUAAUUCAACCCUACCGAUACGAUCAAAUUGUCCGUUCGGGAAAACAAGGUGGUACUUUCAAACCGAAGAAGGAUAAUAAGUUACAUGCAAAAUCUCGUUCGUCUCUUGCUACCGGCGUGUGGCAUAGACAGAACCGUAAUAGUGGUAGUUUGGCAACGGGUGAAACGGCUUUGAGUUCUGUAAAAGCGGGAAGGCGACGUGAUAGUGGCCACACCUCAAGUAAAAAUAGAAGAUCCCAUCCACCUGCCCUGAAGGAGUCAGGGAAGGAGAAUAGUAUAUUGAAUGAAGAACUCAAUCAGGAAGUUCUCGACGAGGUAAAACGACGAGCGAACCUGGAAGCGGAAUCUGCUGUUAGAAGUAACUGCACCAGCGGUAAUAUUGGGUUGUUGGCAACAUUGAGCAAUGUGAAUUGUCAUAUCUGCAAAUCACGAAAGAACUGCGGGUUUCAAUUCCAAUGUUUGAUAAAGAAUCAUGUGUAUUGUUUGUCUCAUUUGCAGGUGAGUGAGAAAUGUGUUUCACAAAAUGAUCACUUCCUUUCAUUGAUUUUCGCGCGUAUUUUCUGCGCGACGGCUUCAAAAUCGUAUCUUUUUUCACAAAAUGUUACCUCUUGUUUCUAUCCGUUUUCGUCAAAUAAUUACGGUAUGAUGGUACGAAAUUGGUAUCUUCAGAAAAGAUUGGGUGUCACAAGCGAAUCCGGGUGUUUCGUUUACAACAGUUGCCCCAUUUGUAGUUUGACUUGCGAAUGCGCGAGAUGCGUAAGAAAGUUAAACACUGUAGCAACAGUGUUCAAAGCAAGAUGCAUAGAGACGGGGAAGAAGAUUUCGCAAGUUGAUUUCCCAAACCUGUUGUCUCACUCUCGAAAUGCGAUACCACAAAAAGAAUUGGAUAAUGCUAUCGACAUCAUUUUGAAUAGUAGAAGAGAAGAUAUUCGAACUCAGAAGGGUGUAACUCGGAGUGGGCAAGAACAUGAAGCARAAGAAACAAGUGUUCAGAGAUCAUCACAUGGCAAGCAAACACGUACAAUUCAGCUUGUUGACCAAGUCAUGGUACCGAGGCCACCAUUGUCCGAUUUUCCCGCAGAAGUUCAGACGAACGGUUUUGAAAUCGACGAAUCUGCGAAUGCUUAUUUCAUAGUGUACUCUGCGAAGGGCCGGCGACCUGUUACUACCAUACCUGAUGCAUGGCUAGACGAAGAAAACGGCGCAACUUUAGGACCUAGACAAGUUCAACCAUUGAAAAACAAAAACACUGCAGAGGUCCAAGAGGAUGGAAACGUUGACUACUGUCAUAUCUGCAAAAAUGCCGGACAUCUUAUCCUCUGUGACUUCUGUCCACGCGCCUUUCACGCAAAUUGCUUGGAAAGCCAUAAUAAAUCAAGUCCUGACAAAGACCACUGGGAGUGCUUUGUUUGUAAACAGGAAAAGACUGAGUCUGAUGACGACUUUGUUGAUGGGAGACUGUCGAUGGAUCUCAUAAAUGGGGCAUUUUUGAAUUUGGAUGUAACCAAUGAACGCUCUUUGGUCGGUUUGGAAGUCCUUAGUGUUAUCCACCAAAUGCUUCAAAGCUUAAUCAACUAUGAUUUUGGUAAUAUAUUUGGCCAACCGGUCUCUUCAGAAGUACUUGGGUACAAAGAAAUAGUAAAACGGCCAAUGGAUAUAGGUACGAUAUGUUCCAAGUUAGUCAAUGGAGACUACGCGAGGCUCCUGGGUGAAUCCUUUUCGAUGGAUGAUCUUGUGACGAGAGUGUUGAAUGACAUCGAGUUGAUUUGGCGUAAUUGCAUCAUGUUCAAUGUAAUUGGAAGCUCUGUUGCUCGAAUGGCCGUUGUUCUCCGCAGACGUGUCAGAAUGAUUUGCAAACGGAGCAUUUUCGGAAAAUUGACUGAAGAAGUCAAAAACAAUGUAGAAAAUUACCGUAAAAAGUUUGACAGUGAUUGGGCACGUGCUUCAUCUGAAAAAUGGAUGGACAAUGCUAUAAAAUAUCACAAACCAAGAUCCAAACUGAAGGUUAAGACAACAGCUUCUGGAAAACACAAGAAGGUUGCAGUUCUAGAUUCUGUGACUGGCCGGGUCGUGAAUAUGUACACAUCAAUCAAAACGGCUUCUAAGGCCGUUGAGAUCAUGUUGAAAUGUGGACAUCGUUGCGAAUGGAAUGCUGAUGCUCAAAAGCCGUCACUCAACCUAAAAUCUAUUAUGCAGAGAAGUAAAGACAAUCCCAACAUGCUUUUGUUUGGUUAUCGUUGGCUCUUCUUGGAUGAUUUAGACGAAGGAAGAAUAACGUUUACAAAUCCUGUUUGUGAUAUCAUCGAGAUGCAACUUAAUCAGUCCACGUCUGUCUUUCAAUCCGUUGAAGAAGCACUGUCUUCAUCACAAUUGCCAACGAUCUCGGACAUAUACGAGCUGAGGAAAAAAUUGACCAUUCUCGAUCGAAGUAGUGUCUGGACAGAAAUCAGCGGAGUGCGAUGGCGCAGACCUGUCUUACAGAAUGCAGAUGAAGACAAAUCUAUCAAGUCGGCCGAACCACAACUGAUAUUAGGGCCCGUCUCGGGCACAUUUAUCGAGGAAUUACAGUUCUCAAGGAAUUGCACUGUUUUAAAGCAAGAUCUAAUCACAGACAAAAAUUUGGUUGGUUUUGAUUCCAUUCAGCUUGCCCACCAAGAUUGGGUCCAAACUGCAAUCUGUUCUCCAAGUUUCCCUCAGAGUGAAGAUAUCACAAUUGAAAAUUUCAAGAGUCAUUAUUUAAAUGGAGAUCGAAACAUCGACGGUAUAAUUUGGCAAUCAGUAGAUGACAGAAGUCGCACGAAAAAUGCGGAACAAAAAGAAGUAGCUAACCUAGAAAACACGUGCGAUGGUAUGGAAAAUCAAGGUCGGGGAGACAACCAGAAUACUGUACCUAGUUCAACUAACGAACAAGACAAUAACCUUCCACCAAGGAUACAAGAAUCAGUAAAAGAUUCAUAUGCUGCCAUUGCCACGACUGUUGAUGAUGAUCAACAAGUUCCGUUGGAAGAUACAAGGAUUUGUCGAAAGAGAAAAUGCAUGGAAGACGAUAAGAGUGUAGACUUUCCUCCGGGUAAGGAAACUCGCUUUGCUGUUGUAACUGUUGAGUGAUAGAUGCGAUACGCAUUUUAGUACGAUAUACAAGUUUCUUUCUUUCGCCUUGACACCGAGAUCAAUAGUAUUGAAAAGCAUGGUCAAUGAUAUGAUUCACUAGCCUGAGAGACUUUUUUCUUCAAGAAACUAACGCAAACCUUAAAAAAGAGCAGUAGAGUAUCUCCUGACGUAGUAGCCGCAUUUCUCCAUCUUGUCUCUGUCGUUUGUUAUAAAACCAGAAUAAGAGC
Messenger RNA from Pseudo-nitzschia multistriata, 5491 nucleotides. The record is from the annotation of a GenBank genome assembly. Lineage: Eukaryota; Bacillariophyta; Bacillariophyceae; Bacillariales; Bacillariaceae.